This is a messenger RNA of Diuraphis noxia (Russian wheat aphid), 1183 nucleotides long. RefSeq names its product charged multivesicular body protein 3-like. Lineage: Eukaryota; Metazoa; Arthropoda; Insecta; Hemiptera; Aphididae. The record is from RefSeq and is a predicted model, not a curated record. Gene Ontology annotation, biological process: vacuolar transport.
AUGGGCAUAUUCGGUAAAUCAGCCACUGUCGAUCCUAAGGAUCAGGUCAAACAGUGGACGUCGACCAUACGCAAAGAAACGUAUAAACUGGACCGACAAAUUAGAGGCAUACAGCGAGAAGAAGAAAAAGUUAAACGUUCAAUGAAAGAAGCAGCCAAGAAGGGAAACAAAGAUGUGUGCAUCAUUCUGGCCAAAGAAAUACUGAGGUCACGCAAAACUAUCAAUAAACUGAUUACUUCCAAGACACAUAUGAAUUCUAUACAAAUGCAAAUGAAAAACCAGCUGUCUGUGCUGAGAAUGGCUGGUUCACUGCAAAAAUCAUCAGAAGUAAUGCAAACAAUGCAUAAUUUGAUCAAAGUACCUGAAGUUGCAGCUACUAUGAGAGAUUUAUCCAAGGAAAUGAUGAAGGCUGGAAUCAUUGAAGAAAUGUUAGAUGAUACAAUGGAGAAUGUAAUGGAUGACCCCGAAGAUAUGGAAGAAGAAGCACAAUCAGAAAUUGAUAAAGUAUUAUGGGAAAUCACAGCUGGAGCAUUAGGUCAAGCACCUAUGGCAGUUACUGAAACACCAGGAGGUUCAGUACUACAAGAAACUGAAAUAGUUGAAGAGGACGAUGACCUAGAAGAAAUGAAAAAUCGCUUACAGGCUUUAAAAAGUUAAAUAAAUGUAUUAUGAAACUACUAAAUUUAUACAAUCUACUAUGUCCUUAAAUAUUAAUAUCCUUUUAAUAUAAAUUAUAAAUUAAAAUAAUUUAAGUUAAGAAACAACUAUUAAUUUUAUUAGGAAAAUCAAAACACUAAUGGUUUUUUUUUAUAAUCAACCAAUUGCAAAUGUGUUAAGGUUCAAUAUAUUUUUAUCAAAUAGGUAAUGUAUUAAAGAUUAUAUCUUAAUUUACUUAGUGAGACUAAAAUUUAGACAUUUGUGUUUUCUACUAGAUAUUUUUUUUUUAUUUUGCCAAACUUCAAUUUGGGUAUUGUUAAAAUUCAUGUCUUAGGUGAGAUUUUUAUUUGUUUAGUUGAGUUCUAUAAAAUUAAAUGAAAAUAUUAAAUUGGAUAAUGAUUCAUAAUAAAUUAAAGGAAAAACUAUAUCUGAUCUCUUGUUCUAUACACUAGUUAAAUAUUAUACAUAUAAUACAGCUUAAGUUUUAUAUUUUAGGUAUUAUUAUUAAAUUAACAAUUUAACUUGA